Messenger RNA from Prorocentrum cordatum, 1994 nucleotides. Lineage: Eukaryota; Dinophyceae; Prorocentrales; Prorocentraceae. The record is from the annotation of a GenBank genome assembly.
AUGCCAUCGCAGGUUGCACGCGCAGCCAGCUCGUCCGGAAGGCAUCGACAGCUGGACAAGACCCUGUACGCAGAGGUCGAGAAGACGCUCGACCGACGGGAUCGGAGGCUGUCCCUGCGCGAGCGCAUCGUGCUCGACAAGCCGUUCUCGGAGAGGAUCGCCAUCGUGAAGGCGAUGCUGCCGCUCCUGCAGCCACUUCCGCCGCUGCUGCCGCAGAUUUUCGACCUCGAACCUGCCCCUCAGGGCCUGGUCGACGAUGACAUCGAGUCCGAUGGCUCGGCAGACAACGCGAUCACCAACGAAAAGAGCGCCGCCGAGGCGAAGGCUAUGGUUGAGCACCCUGGUGCCGACAUAACCACCGCCAGCCAGCGCACCGCCAUCACCGUGCACUGCAGCAUCAACGCGGGGAUCUGGACGAUCAAGAUCAGUCAAGUCGCAGGGAAGUUCGGCCCCUGCAUCACCAACCGUGGCUUCCGUCACGAGAUCAUCGAGGACCGCGCCGUGGAUUCAGCUCUCGGGAAGGCAAUGAGCUUGUCGCGCCGCCGGACCCCGAAGUUCGGCGCGCGUUUCUGCGUCGACCAUUCCAGAGCGACCCAUGCGCAGGCCGACGGCCAGACCGAUAUAUUUACCGUGGUUGAGCACAAGGCUCUGGAGACAGUGGCGGGCGAGGCACCAGACGAAAUUAUUUUCAGGGUGCGGGAGGCUGGGGGCGGCGACGAGGGGAUUUGGGUGCCCGGGUCCGGGGUGGACCCCCCCGACUGCGAUCCGUACUUUGCGGAGAAUUGCCUCGACGCGCAGCGGGGGAUCAGGCGGGCGCAGGCAGACUCCCGCGCAACCGCGUCCGCUGUCAUGGCUGAAGCUGCGUCGUUCUGGCAUCUCUUGGCGCCGAAGGGGCGAGAGGACACUCUGGCGCUCCAUUCUUCUUCGGGGUAUUUGGCGGCAACCCUUGCACUGCGGCGCCUUGCACUGCGCCGCGAAGUCGCCGUGUUCGAGCGAGAGUUCCUCUCCGCCGGCUGCGUCCAGCUCUUGCGGGGGCCCCUGGUCUUGGUUCUGGCCGGCUGCAAAGCAGGCGCCCGUCCGGGCGGCAGCUUGGGGCCCAAUCUGUGCGUCAAGGACAUGUGCAAGCGCCUUGGCGACUACCCGAACUGCCAGUGCCCGGGCUUCGCAGGGCAGCCCGCGGAGGACGGGGACACCCGCGCCUGCAUGGACAAGCACUGCCAGGAUCCCAAUCAGCCCUGCCCGAGCGACCCCUUCGUGACCUGCGUGAAGGAGACGACGAAGGUCGCCGCGCUGCAGUGGGACGACCUGAUGAAGCGCGUGGACAGCCAACUGGGGCUCUUCCAGAAGGCGCUGGGGCGCGUGCGGAACAGCGGCCGCGCGGCGGCGUCCGACAACGCGACGUCCUGCCAGGUGCGUAGCCACGACCACCUGGUGCUGGUGCAGGCGCGCGUGGGCAUGUUCGGCAUCGACUGCGAGGAAAUGUGCAAGAAGCUCAAUGCGUACCCCGACGGCUGCCAGUGCCCGGGUUUCGAGGGCGAGCCAGCUGGCGAGGACGACACGCGCGCGUGUUACGUGAAGAACUGCCAGGACCCGGACAACCAUUGCCCCACCGACGCUUUCGUCACGUGCGUGAAGACGACGAGCAAGUUCUCGGCGUUGCAGCUCCCUGCCAUGCUGCAGAGCUUGGACCUGUACGAGAAGAAUUUCAAGGCGCUCGCCGCGGCUCACCGCGCCCGGAAGGAGCUCCACUGAGAGCGCUGGCCCCCGCGCGCCGGUGUGCGCGCUUCCGCGGCCCUGCCGCGGGGGGAGGCAAAUCAGCCGCUGCCUUCUGGAGACGAUCACGAUCGCUCCGAGGUUGAACGGUCCACGAGGUGUGGGAGACCCACGCCGAAGCUGUCCGGGCAGGAACCCACCGUGGUGGGCUUUGUCCGCGCCGUCAUCGCGCGGCAGAGCAGGAGCAGGAGGCCGAUCCCCCCAGGCGGCGGCCGUGGACA